This is a messenger RNA of Bicyclus anynana (squinting bush brown), 2781 nucleotides long. RefSeq names its product nuclear receptor coactivator 5 (gene Neos). NCBI's taxonomy places the organism in Eukaryota, Metazoa, Arthropoda, Insecta, Lepidoptera, Nymphalidae. The record is from RefSeq and is a predicted model, not a curated record. The transcript has 8 exons. Bases 147 to 1415 code for a protein of 422 amino acids. Gene Ontology annotation, molecular function: RNA binding.
GUGUGCCGUGUUGAUGUUUUGUAAUUUGUAUUUUGUCGUGAAAAAAUCUGAAUUCUGAAAUAAAAAUAAGUUUAAUAAUUUGGAAUACUUCAGUAAUAAAUUACAAGAAUAUUUUUAAAUCCUACGUUAAACAAGUGAAUUAAACAAUGGCCGACAAACUAACCCUGGACAAGCAACAAAUGAAAGAUCGGGCCACAGCCCAUCUUAGAAUAUACGUUGGUGGUAUCAAGGAAGAGACAGACGUGGAUGAUCUAUAUAAUCAUUUCAUAGAAUAUGGUCAGAUAGAUGGUAUUCUGGUCAGCAGAGUCUUCGGUUUCGUGCAGUUCAAUCAGGAAUCUAGUGCUAACGAAGCCAUUGCUAAGGCCAAUGGCAGUAUGUUAAUGGGAAAGAAAAUAACAGUGAGACCUGCUAAUAUUAAUGGACCGAAUACAAGGCAGACUGAAGUGGUGAUUAUACAGUCUGAUAAGCCACCUGCAGUUGCUCUUACCGAUAAUACACCAGUCGCAGAAGUCGCUGAAGAGCCCUAUGAUAACUACGGCAACUAUGUGGGCGAUCAAAAUUAUGGCGGCGAUGAAUAUGAAGAGACUGGGCGAGACUACGGUCGUGACGCACAACACGGGGGGCCGCGGGGCAGGGGGCGGGGCCGAGGCAGAGGCAGGAUUGCGCUACAUGGCGGCUUCAGAGACCACUCGCCACCAAGAGGCGGCAACGAGUGGUCAGAGAGAGGCUACGAGCGGUUCUCUCAGCCGGAGUACCCGCGCGCGCUGCCCCUGCCGGACAAAAACGACUGCGAGAUCAUCGUCGUCUCUAAACUACUUACGGAAUACGCAGAGUACAUAGAGAGCAGACUCAAACGGUUGGGUAUAGUCGUGGACCUGCUUUUCCCAAUGGAGGACGUGCCCAUCGGCAAAGUGCUGGGCAACAUAGCGUCGCGCGGCUGCCUGUACGCGAUACUGGUGAUGCCUCUUAACCAGGAGCACAGGUCCUUGACUCUGACCAUACUGCAUGGAUUACCUCAAGAACACCGCAACAUACCGCUCGAGGACGCCCUACAUCUGAUGUCGCGCAACUUCCAAGAGGUGAAGCUCGGUGGGCCUUCGGGCAGGGAGGCUGUGUACGCGCUGUUGGGCCAGCUAGCUGACGGGCGCAGUCUCACAGUGCUGCAGUAUGACAAGGUCAUGGAAUAUCUCCAGGAGCGUCGAGAACAGCAAGUCAAACUGGAACUGGGCGAACCGUUGACCUCAUCAGCGCCGGCUACCAAGACCCAGGCGGACUUGCAGCAAAGGAUCCUGAGCAUCCUCAACGACAAAAGUGCCCCCACUAAAGAGCCCCCCAAGCCGGAACCACAGAACAAACUCCUGAACGACCCCACUGUCAGAAAAGCGUUAGAUUCAAUAUUACAAAAGUUUGUGUAAUGAUCAUCGACUUCCUAUUAAAAAGUGGAUGCACAAUCAGCGACCAAAGAACGUCCCCACUCAAUGAGUGCCAAACACAACUUCUUGGCAAUCAAUUCAAAUAGUCGCAUUUGCAAAUUCAACCUUAAACUCAAUUCUUAAGGUUGAAUUUGCUCUGACUUUGGGAUUUUAUUAAAUAUUGGACUACAUUUCAAGACCUUUAGGUAUCAUUUUCUUUACCAAUAAUUCUAAAACUGUCGAAAGUAAAAUUGGCCAGUUUUUAAGUGAAAUUUUCUACAUCAUUGUGCGUCCUUUUAUUUUAUGAGGUUGAUGGUAAUGAUGUCUAUUUUCCAUGUAUCUAUAGUGUGACACAAAAGAGUAGAAAAUAAACGAGGGCGCUGUAGUCACCUAUUCAUAGGUGUAACUCUGUGUUGUCAUCCACUUGGGACUGCAACUACCUUGAUACUUGAUGAUAAUUGAUAUUUUGUAUAUCAUUUUGUAUCUAUACUAUAGUAUUAUAAAACUGAAGAGUUUGUUUGUUUGAACGCGCUAAUCUCAGGAAAUACUGGUCCGAUUAAAAAAAUUCUUUCAGUAUUAGAUAACCCAUUUAUCGAGGAAUGCUAUAGGCAAUCAUAUAUACUUAUUCCCGUAUUUCUACGGGAACGGGAACCACGUGGGUGAAACCGCGCGGUGUCAGUUAGUAUGAUAUACAUAUAGAAAUAUGUAAGUAAUAUUAUGUUACCCCCCACCACGUGGACUGACGACAUCAAGCGAGUCGCAGGGAUUCGCUGGAUGCAGGUGGCUCAGUAUCAUGAUGUUUGGAAGUCCCUACAAAAGGCUUAUGUCCUGCAGUGGACGUCCAUCGGCUGACAUGAUGAUGAUUAUGAAUAUUAUGUUCAUAUUUACAUAAGAUAAUCUAUUGAAAAUAACAUUAUUAUCUAAUAUUUGGAUUAUACUUACUAUCUAGCCCCAAAGUGAGCAUCAUGUGGUACUAAGAUAGAUGAUCUCAUAAUUUAAGUUUCUUAAAUUUAAAUAAAUUCAAGUCAAUCUCGUCUAAAUAAAUUAUAUUUAUUGUAAUUCGUCUGGCAAUUAUCCGAAAUUCCACUAUGAUUUUAAUAAUAAUCUGAUAAAACUAUCAAAAGUGAUUGGUUGCUCUAUAAUGACAGAUCUUUGUGAUAGUGACAGUAAAUGUGGUGUUGCCCACAGCAAAGUUCAUUAGUUCCAUUUUUAUUAAUUUCUACUCUUCUAUGUCUCACUAUUACUAAGUUGAAUUGACUAUUUAAUUCAAAAAGGGUUAUAUUUUAAGCUGAUUAUUUUAAGUCUUUAAUAUACUAGCAGUCCUAGUUAAUGUAACGACGUCAUCUUUACAUAAAUUACGUCACACGUA